Molecule: messenger RNA, 1144 nt
Organism: Rubroshorea leprosula
Lineage: Eukaryota; Viridiplantae; Streptophyta; Magnoliopsida; Malvales; Dipterocarpaceae
Source: the annotation of a GenBank genome assembly
AAAAAGGCAUCAAUUAAGAGAAAAAAUGAUGGGUAUAUGAGGCAUUCAACUUUGAUGGGUUGUUAAAAGACAAAAAAGGACUCCACAAUUUUUUGAUAUUGAAGCGCCUUGGGAGACUAAAUGUAAUACCCCAAAAAUUUCUAGAACAAUGUGAGAAAAUAAUGUUGUUAAGCCUAAUCAUAAAAUUUUCAAAUUUGAGGGACUUAAAAGAGAAAAGAAUUUGGAUAAGGAUCGGCUGAAAUUUUUUUCUUCUUUCUUUCUUCCUCAACAACGCAUUUCUGCUCUUCUUCUUCUCCCUUGCAGUCGAACAAGAAGCCAAACCACCGACACACCCACCCUCUUGAGAAACGGUAAAAGCUUGAUUCUUUCCCUUUAUUUUCUUGUUCAAGAACAAGAUUUAGAACUUAGAAAUCUUCCCCCCUACAGAAAAUUUUAAAUCUGCUUUGUUCCUUCCCCUCUGUUCGUAGCUCUUGGUUUGUGGGUGUGAAUUCUUCAGGUUUCUGAUCCCCUAAGUUCUCCUUCACUUCCCGCCGGUUUCCCCAACCCGCCAGCUCUGAUUCUACUUGCUGAAUUUCUGGUAUGUGAUAGUUCCCUCUAAGUCCCAAAAUUACCCAUUAGUUGCUGAGUUUAUCCAUUAACUGCCGCCCCUGUGCUGUCCGAAUUUUUGAUGAAAUAGAGGAUGAAUUCCGAUAGCAAUUAGAACAAAUUUAAGCUUAAUUCAUGUAGAAUUUACGUGAUUGGGUAUUAAUUGGCUGCUGUGAGGUGUUAGAAAAAAAUCUCGUAAAAUUAGCUAUUGUUUUGCCAAAGCCGGUUCCUCCAUGUUGUCCAUGAAUUUGGAGAAUUUUGUAUAUGUGUGUUAUGUACAUAUAUAUAAAUGCAUAAUCUGAUUUUUGUGCUCAAAUUUCGGAUAGAAGAAAAAUAAAGAUAAAUAAAUAAAUAAAUAAGAUUUAUUUAUGGGAUUAAUGGCUGGCAACAAUAAGGGGUUUAAAUGUUUAGUUAUAUUGAGAAUAAAAUUGAGAUGUCCAGUCAUAUGGUUAUUAAUUCUGGAAUAUUUUGGUUAGGUUUUUGAUUAUUUUGUCACCCUAGUACUUGAAGUGAAUUUUCUAUGUUAUGUAACUGAGGUAAGUAAAUUAUGGUAACACCC